AUGCCCACAUUAGACACCAACACCGAUUGUACCCACCAGCUGUUGCCAACGGAUCCCCUACUUCGAGAUGCACUGUCACACCUACCGACCUUGUUGUGUCCUGCAGAAGCCGCCAAAACCAUGACAAGUAUAUUGUGGAAUUGCGUGAAGCUGAACAAUACUAUUGGCAGAUAUGGUCGACAUACCAAGCAGAUCUGGGCCACGACAAAAGUCGAAAAUAUGAGGCAGUACCUGGACGAUAUCGCACAACACGAGUAUGAAGAGGCCGUUCGUAUUGUGAAAAGAGACAACGCGUUCUCCGCCGGUAAAGAUAUGCAGACUCGAUAUAAUGAGACUGUAUACUGGGAAAUUAUUUCCAAAGGAGCCAAGUUGGUCGACCCUGCGACGUUGCCCGCAUCCAAAGGACCUUUAGAUGGGUUUACCAUGGCCGAAAAGGCUGCGACGAAAGUGUUCAUGCUGGAAGCAGGGUUUGGCACGGGAACAGAGAAUCAGCGGCGAUGUCGAAAUCUCUGGAAGAAGCUAUCUGAGAUACGCAAAGCUGGUGUUGGCAAGAUUCUCCUAUACCGAACGAAUGAGUUUGACACUUACUGCAAACGUUUCGCCAACGAGGCUGCUUCUUUGACUGAUGUUGUUAUGUCAUGGGAAAAAGUUUAUGGGCCCCUCUUAGAGCAGCUGGAAACUCGAAUGAUGAAGCUAAGCGCAGGAGAUUUUACCGGUGUAUCCGAUUUCUUGCAACCGUUUGUGGCAGAAAGACUGGGCAUUAAAGAAGCCUCAUGGAAUAAUGCGUUCAAUGAGUGGCACUUCGAUGAGGAAGCAGCCGCAUUUGGACUUGUAUGUAACCCGACAGUUACAUCAGAUGAUCCAUUUUGGUGUAUCUCCGAUCAGCACAUCAUGUCUGAAAGUGGUAGAAACAAAUCAAUCUUUAUGUUUCUUUUCCCAAGAAAUGAUAGAUAUUUAUCUGUGUGCCCUAUUGUACCCGUAAAUCAGGGGGACAUUCUCGGCUUGUUUGCUGGGACGAUUCGAUUCUCCGACGAUUUCGACCGUCUUUACGGAAUUCGAGGGCCAUUCGAGAAGUUGUGGUUAGACUAUUCGCAGGUUACCGGAACCCUGAAUCAGAUGAAAGUUUCGCAACACAGCGAGGAAGCGAAUGUGCAGCUUCAUUGGGAACCUGUUAAGAAGCAGGAGGAUAAAGCCACACAUGUCUCUUGGAUCGUUUCGGUAAGAGCAUUAAAAGCUAUUAUGCCAUUCGAGGAGAUCCUCCGAGAGGCGCCUCAAAAAGAGCAAUACCUUUUGCAUCAGUCGGAGAAAUUUGCCAGACAAGGUUUCACGAAGAGUAAGGCAAAUUAUGGGCGAAAUGCAUUAUAG
Molecule: messenger RNA, 1365 nt
Organism: Talaromyces proteolyticus
Lineage: Eukaryota; Fungi; Ascomycota; Eurotiomycetes; Eurotiales; Trichocomaceae
Exons: 1
Coding region: 1-1365 (454 amino acids)
Source: RefSeq, a predicted model, not a curated record